Messenger RNA from Oryza sativa Japonica Group (Japanese rice), 3845 nucleotides. Its product is annotated as splicing factor U2af large subunit B-like. Gene Ontology annotation, cellular component: commitment complex; U2-type prespliceosome; nuclear speck. Gene Ontology annotation, molecular function: pre-mRNA 3'-splice site binding; poly-pyrimidine tract binding. The record is from RefSeq and is a predicted model, not a curated record. Lineage: Eukaryota; Viridiplantae; Streptophyta; Magnoliopsida; Poales; Poaceae.
ACUCUCGGUGGCUGUCUCGUUCUCAUCUCACCACGAGGCGGAGGAGCCCGGAGCGGAGAGAGGAGAAGGGAUCGCGCGGCGGAGCCAAUCCCCCGCGGCCACCACCCGCGCCGCCGCCACCGCGCCGGGAUUUCAGCGUCCUGCUGCCACCCGCUUCCGCCUCCGCUCUCCCCAGUUCUGCAGGAAGAAGAGGCACUGCUCUUGUCAUGAUCCUCUGGUUAUGCUAACUCAAAUAAUUUAGGACCUCAUUAUCUUGUCCAAAUUCCUGGUUUCGGGGCAAGAUGAGUAGAAGAGUACAGAACGAAAAGGAUUCUAGGAGAAUCACUAGUGAUGGGACGGCUGCUCGCACAAGGCCUUUGAGCAUUCAGGAUAUCAUGUCGCGUCGUGAAAAGAAAACCGCUUCAGAAGCUAAGAAAACCAAGGAAGGGCUCGAAGAGAACAGUAAUGGUAAAUCCAAUCAUCUGGAAUCAGGAAGAGGGUCCAAAAGCAGAAAGGAUGUCAGAGAAAUGCCCUUGGAGGGCUCCAAAAAGGAUAAUAGUGAUAAACCAGGGGAGGGUUCCAAGAAGGAUGAAAUGAGACAUACGCCAAGGGAAGAGCGUAGAAAGGACAACAUGAGAGAUAUGCAAAGAGAGGUCUCCAAGAAAGACAACCUGAAAGAUAGGCCAAAAGACAUCUCCAAGAUAGAUAACUUGAAAGUUAAAGUGAAGGUCCCAUCGAAAGAUGAUCAAAGAGAUGCACCAAAGAAGAGCUCCAAGAAAGAGCGGUCCUCCACAAGAGAUGAUAGUCAUUUAGUUGACAAAGACAAAGGCAAUCAUAAUUCUCAUAAGCUUAGCACAUACACGAGUGGUCGAGUUGGCAAAAGCAGAGGUGGAAACCAUGGUGAGAUUACAGCAAGAGACGGUGAUGCAACAAUACAGGAAUCCCAAAAAAGACCUGGGAAAAGAUGGAUUGAUGAACCAGUUGGUAAUGAUAGAAUCAAGGAGAGGAGUGAGAGGCGAACUGAUGGAAAGAGAAAUAGCCGUGGCUUUGAUGAUGAGAAGAGUUCUCAGGUUGAUCGACCCACACUGAAGAAACAAGAUGCUGUGCGAUUACAAGAUCCCAGACAUUUUGAUAGAAAAGACGGGAGGAAAGAGAAUGCAAAACUGCACCAUGAAGAGCCCAGGUCAAAAAGGAGAAGGUCGACAAGCAGGGAUCAUUAUCAAGAAAGACAUGACAGGUCUGUCUCACCAUCCUCAAGAGAACAAAGGCAUAGCUAUCGUGGACAUGGCCAUGAUUAUUAUCCUCCAUAUCACUCCAUGGACAAAUCAAGAAGGAAGCAUUUUGAAACUGACAGACAUAGAACAUCUUGGAAUGAUGGAUACAGUAGUGGAUCUUACCGGAGAUAUGAAAGUCGGCUUGGUGGAUAUUCACCAAGGAAAAGGAAAACAGCACCAAAAGAUGAACAGACAACUAUCAAGACUGCUUCUCUGGUUAUUCGGUCUCCAGAAAAGAAAUCAGCCACAUGGGAUCAGCUUCCUGUGGCAACAGAUCUAUCUAAUUUUGUUACCACUUUGCAGUCAACGGUUGGUCUAAAGGAUUCCACUGUUCCAGUCAAUUUUACCACAUCGAAGCAGGACCCAAACACUACAAUUGGAACUAUAUUGACAGGGAGUAAUUUGGCUGUUGAUUCUGUCCAGCUGACACAAGCAACCCGACCACUCAGGAGAUUGCACAUUGAAAAUCUACCAAGUUUAGCCACAGAAGACAUGCUGAUUGGCUGCUUGAAUGAGUUCUUGCUGUCAUCUAGUGCGAGCCAUAUCCAGAGGUCCAAACAACCAUGCCUCAGUUGUGUGAUAAACAAGGACAAACGUCAGGCCUUUGUUGAAUUUCUUACACCAGAGGAUGCUACAGCAGCUCUUUCUUUUGACGGACGGUCUUUUGGUGGAUCUUCUUUGAAAAUUAGACGCCCCAAAGAAUAUGUUGAAAUGGCAGGUAUUUUAAUUGGGUAUGUCAUAAUUCACGUUCAGGAUGGUGAAGCAAAGGAUUUUUUAAGCAGGAUUCAAGGUGUAAUGUCAAUAUUAUGUGACUGCUGCUUCUUCCAGAAUUAUUGGUUGCUGAUUACACUGCUGGCAGAGUCCUUAUGGUGCUCAGUUCAUGGAAAAAUUAGGAAGACAGCUUGCACAACAUGGUUCAACAUGUUGCUCCUAAGAAGCCUUCUGAAGAGAUUAAAUUGAUAUCCGAUGUUGUUGCAGAUUCACCACACAAGAUUUUCAUCGCUGGGAUUUCUGGAGUGAUUUCAUCUGAGAUGCUCAUGGAAAUUGUUAGUUCAUUUGGUCCGUUGGCUGCUUACCGCUUUCUUUUUAAUGAAUACCUUGGUGGGGCAUGUGCAUUUCUUGAGUACAUUGAUCACUCCAUUACAUCGAAGGCAUGUGCUGGCCUCAAUGGGAUGAAGCUUGGUGGAGGCAUCCUAACUGCUGUUAAUGUGUUCCCUAACUCUACCGAGCAGGCUUUUAAUGAAGCUUCCCCAUUUUAUGGAAUUCCUGACAGUGCCAAAUCACUACUUGAAGAACCAACAAAAGUCCUGCAGCUAAAAAAUGUGUUUGACCAAGAAGAGUAUUUGCUACUCUCAAAAUCUGAGCUGGAGGAAAUAUUGGAAGAUGUACGUGUGGAGUGUGCAAGGUUUGGAGCUGUGAAAUCCAUAAAUGUCGUAAAGUACCCUGCUAGCAGUGACAACACUACAGGGGAUACCAUAACCGAGUGUGAAGAUGGAUCCACCAAGAUUGAGCCCAAAGAAUAUGGUGGCAAUGUCAGCUGCACUGAGACUGGAGUGGAAUGUUCUGUGUUGAAUCAGAGUACAGAUGUUCCUGAUCCUUCUAUUUGUGAGGUCCAGGAUCCCGUAGAGCUUGACACAGAUUCUAUUCCCAAGGGUCGGGACCACAAAAAUCUUGACACACGUGGCGAGUGUGAUGCACCUACAGCAGGAGACGAGAAUACUGAUCAAGGAGUGGAAGCUGAUCAGACAGAUUCUACGGAUGCUCAAGAUGAUGCUCGUGGAACUAUAGAGAGAGGGCAUGCAGAUGCAGAUCCGGCGUCCUUGGAAACUUCUUGUUCCACAGCACCUGGAGAUGGAGCGGACAAAUCUGGUAGGGAGAACGAGCAACAAGGUGGUGCUGGUGUGAGUGAAAGCAACACAGAGAAGGCACCUGCAGUUGAUGCUAGAGACAACGCUUUGGCUUCAAACACCAGUGCGCUCGAAGCUGGCUGUAUACUUGUAGAGUUCUUGCGCAAAGAGGCUGCAUGCAUUGCAGCUCAUUCACUACAUGGACGGCGUUUUGGCAGCAGGAUUGUCUCUGCAGGAUAUGCUCCACAUGAUCUUUACUUACAGAAGUAUCCGAGGUGAUUUCCAGUGCUGAGAUUCAGAUGUACUCUUUUUGGGGGGAAAGAUUGGAGUGUACUGAUGGAAGCUAAAGCUUUCGUUGUCCCAGUGAGUUUUCAUCAUGGGGAAAAGAUUCUGAUGAACUAGCCUCGUAGUUUUGGUCUUUUGGAUGCAUAGGCUGACAAUCUCGAUGAGUUUUCAUCAGAAUUGAUGUAUUUCUUUAUAGAAGGGUAAUACAGGGGUCAGUAGUCAUAGACUCGAUAGUUGUUUUUUGGGGCGAAAACAAUAUGGUACACGUGAUCAUUAUCUGAAGUUGCAGCUUGUAUUUCUUUUGCAACCAGGGAAAUAUGAACAUUCCCUUGUUCGAAUAGAUCAAUAUUGUUCAAGGUACUCUCUCUCAGGUAGACAAAAACAGCAGAUGUAGCCCAGGUGUUGGGGUGUUGGAUUGUGUAUUGGCAGUAACGUAUGGUGUCUUUUUGGAUUUGAGCAA